AUACAUAAAUUCUGAAUCAUUCCAACUCUCAUAAUCGAAAGAAAAAAUUAUUAAAAUCAGUAGUUCAAAUUUAAAUCAUUUCUGUAUAUUACAUUGGCGCCCAACCACGUGGAGCUCGAUGCACAGACCUAAUCGUGUGCUUUCAUGAGUAAAACAGUAAAAGGAUUUUCACCUAGAAGAACGAGAUCAAAAUCAAGAGUUAAAGUAAAUAGUAAUAGUGAUACCGGAGAGUCAGUCAAGAAACCGGAAGAUAAAAAAUCUGUAAAAAAAAAUAAUAAUUCUAUUUCAAAAAAUCGCAGAGGAAGAAGGUCAGAAAUGCCUGAUGAGAACAGAGAAGUAACUAGAGAAGAGAUGGAAUUGGAAUGGACCAGACUGAGAGCCGAACAGGAAAGGGUUGAAAGAGAAAGGAAUGAGCUGGCGGGACUUCGUGAGCAGUUGGUACAGUUGAGAGCUGAUCUGGAUGAACAGCGUGUAAGACAACAGGAUGCUGCACGUAUUCAACGGCAACACAAUGAGAAUCAAAGGCAACAACAAGCUGCAGCCGUUGAUGCGGCUCAGGAUGCAGUUAAUAUCAAUCGGCAAAAUGUUGGCUUCAAUGUUCAGCCACCACAAAUACCUCAGCCUCAUGUUAACCCGGCAGCUACCAAUGAUCGUCUUGUAACCGGCCUGGAAGUCUGGAGGUGAGAGCUGGUGUCUGGUGGUGCCUAGUGUACUGCAGAUUCCUCUGGUUAAGUCUGAGCAUGAACGAUUGGG
Messenger RNA from Diachasma alloeum, 753 nucleotides. RefSeq names its product inner centromere protein. Bases 145 to 684 code for a protein of 179 amino acids. Lineage: Eukaryota; Metazoa; Arthropoda; Insecta; Hymenoptera; Braconidae. The transcript has 2 exons. The record is from RefSeq and is a predicted model, not a curated record.